Messenger RNA from Stylophora pistillata, 3138 nucleotides. Its product is annotated as tetratricopeptide repeat protein 28-like. Gene Ontology annotation, molecular function: protein binding. The record is from RefSeq and is a predicted model, not a curated record. Lineage: Eukaryota; Metazoa; Cnidaria; Anthozoa; Scleractinia; Pocilloporidae.
GAUUCUUAAUGGAUAAAGAAGUAGGAGACAAGAAUGGGGAGGGUAAAGCUUAUGGCAAUCUUGGCAAUGCAUACAAAAAACUGGGAAAUUUCAAAAAAGCCUUAGAGUAUCACAACCUAGAUCUUAAAAUAGCAAAAGAAGUAGGAGAUAGAUUUGGGGAGGAUGGUGCUUAUUGCAAUCUUGGCAAUGCUUAUCAAGGCCUGGGCGAUUUAAAAAAAGGCGUAGAGUAUCACAACCUGUAUCUUAAAAUAGCUAGAGAAGUAGAAGACAAACAUGGGGAAGGUCAAGCUUAUGGAAAUCUUGGCAAUUCUUAUUUUAUUCUGGGUGACAUUACAAGGGCCAAAGAAUCGUACAACCUACAGCUCAAAAUUGCAAAAGAGGUCGAAGACAAAACCUUGGAGGCAUCGGCCUACUAUUCAUUAGCAAGUGUUUUCACAUCGCUGGGUCAACUGCCAAAAGCCGUUAAACAUUACCAGACCAGCAUAACCUUAUUCAAUGCUCUGAGGAUACUUCUAAAAUCUAAAGAUGAGUGGAAAGUUAAUUUUCGAAAUCAGUAUCAAAUGGCGUAUACGGGUUUGUGGAGAGUUCUCGUGAAACAAGAUACGAUAGACGAAGCUUUGAUUGCUGCUGAGAAAGGACGAGCUCAAGCUUUGACUGACCUGAUGGAAUCCAGUUUUUGUUGUGAAACAAGUCAGCCUAAGGGAUUCGAUGAAGAUUUCGUUUUAAAGAACAUUCCAUCAAACAUUGUCUUUCAGGCAGUGGACGGAGAUGACGUCAAUCUUUGGGUUGUGUCCGAAGGAAAGCAAGUUCAGUUGAGACGAAGUAAACUCAAAGGCUCGGUGUCAGCCGGGGAGAACAGUGGAGCUAGCCAGUCCUUUGGGUCCUUCGUCCUCGGCAUCUAUACACAAUUUGGUGUUCGUUCAAAUGUGAGUUGCGAGAAUCGAUCUUUGAAUGCUUUGAGGGAAUGCCGUUCAGAAGUAGUUGAGAAAAGAGGGGAAAACACCCCUCAACCUCCUGUCGAAGAUAACAAAUGCUUGAACACUUUGUAUGAUAUCAUUAUGAAGCCGGUGGCUGACCUGGUUAAAGGGGAUGAGCUCCUCCUUGUUCCGGAUGGACCCCUCUGGCUGGCUCCCUACGCUGCAUUUAAGGAUGAUAAUUCUAAAUACCUAUGUGAAUCAUUCAGAAUCCGACUCGCUCCAUCGCUAACAAGUCUCAGACUCAUUGCCGAUUCCCCUGAAGAUUAUCACAAAAGCAGUGGUGCGCUACUUGUGGGAGAUCCGUGGGUAACCGACAUUCCAUGGGUUGACUCAAAGGGGAAAAGAAUUUUCGAGCAGCUUCCGUGUGCUAAAAAGGAAGUAAAAAUGAUCGGAAAGAUUUUGAAUGUCGCACCGCUCACUGGUAGACAGGCAACAAAGUGUGAAGUGUUGAAAGGGCUCAGUUCUGUUGCUUUAGUUCACGUUGCAGCUCACGGAAGCAUGGAUACUGGUGAAAUUGCUCUCACUCCAGACCCAACGAAAGCACCGUCAGAGCUAACAAAGGAGGAUUUCAUAUUAACAAUCGGAGAAGUGUUAGAUUCUCGACUUCGCGCAAAACUUGUUGUACUCAGUUCCUGCCACAGUGCUCAAGGCGAGAUCAAAGCUGAAGGUGUGGUCGGCAUUGCGCGCGCCUUUAUGGGGGCUGGUGCUCGAUCUGUUGUGGUGUCCCUUUGGGCCAUUGAUGACAAGGCUACCUUAGAGUUCAUGGAAUGCUUCUAUCAUCACCUCGCAGGAGGUAAACGCGCAAGCGAGUCACUGAACCUGGCCAUGAAAAGCCUCAGAGAAUCAGACAAGUUCAGCGACGUCAAACACUGGGCACCCUUCACGCUGAUCGGAGACGACGUCACUCUGGACUUCAGUGUAAAGGAAGAAAAAAAAUUAUAAUUUAAGAUUGCAUCACUGAAAAUUGACUCAUUUCUUUUUAUCUUCAAGAGAAGAUUCACAGUAUGUCACAGGAGCCUCGUAAGUUUUCCAUAUGUUUCUCAAUUUUUGGAAGUUUUGACUAUUAACUUGUACCCAUUUUACUUGUAUUUUAAAUAUGAUCGAUCAUUAUGGUGAAGAAAUAAAAAACAGACUACUUGAUCAUAUCUUGAACAGUAGAAACUUCUUAAUGCCUGCCUUUCGAAAUUUAAAUGCGUGCCAAGAGAAUGAAAUGUAACACGGCUACCAUAACGAAUGUCUGUAGUUGAAUGACGCCUACGCGGUUCAGUUGUAGACUAAAAUGACACUCAACUCCGUUUCUGUUUUACAAUAAGUUCUUUUCUGAAUUUUAUAUCAACAGUAAGGUUAAUCACCAGAUGUUCAUAAAUAAAAUAUUCAUCAUCACCAAAAGUUGGCGAAUCUUUGAUGAGCAGAAUUGGUAGCUGUAGGUCGAAAUUUCCUGGUUUAUCUAUCUACAUGAUGAUUGACAUUUUCUUAAAAACUGAUAUUAUCUUUAAAAAAAUAAGGGGUUAUUUUUUCUAAAGUUUUUUUCAUAUGCAAUUCACCUAAAUUCCGCCUAAUUCUAUUUGGUGCCAAGAUUGCCAUUCUAAGCAUGAUUUGAAGAACCAAACAUCAAACAUGACCAGAGUAACUCAUCAUAUUUUUGAAGAUGCGUUUGAGAGAUGAACCCCACCUCAUUCAGAGUCAAAGGGGUGUGGUUAAUUUGAGUUGUUUGUUUCAUUCAAACCCUUAAGUGUUUAUUUUAAACGGUUUGAGUAAAGAAACCAUGUGUUUGAGACAUGAACCCCACUUCAGUUAGAAUCUGUUUAAUGUUUUUCUUUAGUUUGAACGUAUCUUACUAUAAUUUAAAAAUAUCUUCGCUAUUUGGAACAUUUUAUGUAUUUAGGACUGGCUGUGAAGUCAAAAGUUAAAGAUAUAUUGUAUCCCAGCUAUUUUAGAGGAGAUUUUCUAAAAUGAAUCUUAACUUAGCAGAAUCUGUUAACUACCAUUUGUGUUCUGGUAAUAGUAAACCUUGCACAUUGUUGAAUAUGAUGUAACGUAGGAUUUUUAAAACAAGCUUGAACAGUUUUAACUAAAUAUUCUUUGUAUAAUGAUGAUAAUAAUAGUAAUAAUAAUAAUAAUAACAAUAAGAACUUUUAUUUUUAUAGCGCUCUUAUCCUAA